Molecule: messenger RNA, 5182 nt
Organism: Empidonax traillii (willow flycatcher)
Lineage: Eukaryota; Metazoa; Chordata; Aves; Passeriformes; Tyrannidae
Gene: ANKRD31
Product: ankyrin repeat domain 31
Exons: 22
Molecular function (GO): protein binding
Source: RefSeq, a predicted model, not a curated record
UCUAUGAUUCUAAGACCCCAGACUAUACAAUAAAAGCUCAGCUGGUCCUUCAUUCAGGGUUCCUCCUUUGAGGCUCUGAGGUCCCUCACUGAUAAGGCCAGAUCCUGUUUCACAACCCCCCUUCUAGUUCAGUGUAACUCUCUGGGCAAAUAAGCGUUUCUGACUCGAGAUGUCAGCAUCAGGAGUGCACAAACGCGCAGAAGUGAACCUUUUUGCCGGCACACAGCACGGCGUAUGUUCGAGCUCUGCGGCUCUAGGGAAUGAUGUGCGCCCAGGGCCGCCGGAGGGGCAGCGAGACGCCACCACAAGAUGGCGGCCGCCGACGCCUGCGGGCGGCCGCUUGAGGAGGUGCCGGGGCAGAGCCGGCAGCUCACUAUGGUGCGGCGGGGCCGCGGCGGGGAUACCGACUCGGACAGCGACGAGACCGUCGUGGAGGGCUCUGUGACGGAGAGUGAUAUGGAGGAAGAGGAGUUCUGUAGGAGGAGGUUGGCCUUUCCUAAUGUGGACAUAGCUUUAACCACUGAGAUAAGUAUUUCUAAAGGAGAUCAUUCUCCAGAAAUCUGUUUUAUACAGAAAUUUGAUGACCACAAAUACUGUCAGAAGGAAGACAAGAUAAAUACAAUACUUCAAGAGGCAUACACAUGUGACCAGUCUCAGUCUCUGCUGCAGAAUUGGAUAAAGUGUUCAUCACCUACUGAAAGUAUUUCUAACUCUGGUUUUUCACUAAAUGCUGCAGUAGAAGAACAGCAACUUAAUUCUGUAGAUAUCAAAUUGAAUGGAUUUCAAAAGGAUUCAGAAGAAAAAAUUACACAAAAAUUAAGUAAUGAAGAUCUCUCUCCAGAAAUAAGCCUCUAUCUAGAUGGCCCUGUGGAAGACAUAACAGUUCUAAAUGAACAGACACCAGAAGAUACAUUUCAACAUGUUUUAGAUGAUUGCCACAUCUGUGACAAUCAUCUUGUGACCUGUGUGACCCCUGUUGACACUGAUAACGUAGUAGAGGAGCAUUCCCUUAACAAUAAUACAAACCUUUCUCUCGCAUCCCCAAGGAAGAUUUUCAUGGAUGUAUUCACUGAACAGACUAUAAGGACUGGUGGAUUUGAUGACAGUGCUGUGUUAAGAUCCCCUGGUGAUUCUGAGAGUCUUAAAGUGAUAAACCCAUUGCCUGACAUGUUAGAAUGUCAGGGUCAUGCAUUUUCCAUUGAUCCAUCAGCAGCUGAGAGCAGUGAUGCCCUGCCAGUAGAGCUUGUGAGGCCUCUGGAUGCCUUGUCAGGAUCUGUGGUACAACCUGUCACUUCUGUGGUGCCAGCUGAGAGACAGCUUAACACCGAGGGAGAGCAGCUGAGUUCAGAACCCAGUAUUCCCCAGUUAGAUGAUGACUGUACACAAAUAACAAACGUGAUGGACCCUCAACUUGCUAGAAGUCAGGUGGAAGGAAUAAAUGCCUUCAGAGGAUCUGACUCUCAGAGGACAACAAAUGAGCAACAGAGAGAGAAAGAAGUAAUUUCAGAUUACUGGGAUGCCACCUCUAGUAAAAAGCAAACUGGUGAGGGACAUUCACAUUCAGUGGAGCUUACAGCAUGUGCAGAAACAGCCCCAGCAAAAUCAAGUAAAAUUCAGAAGUCUACUUCUAAAGACAAGCAGAAUCUAGAAACCAGAAUGUGGCAAGAAAUAAUUCUGAAUGAGUUUACAGAAGCUAGUCAGAGGAAGAGCAAGAGAAUUGACAACAAACGGAAACGAGAAGCCUUUGGUAAGGGUCUGACUCGCCCUCUUACACUUUCAACAAUCCACAGGAGAAAUAUGUAUGGUGAGAAUUUACUGCAUAGAGCUGUUACUCAUCAAGAUGUAGACCUUGUAUGUAAGAUAAUAAAAGCUGGUGGAAAUGUAAAUGCAAAGGAUUAUGCUGGCUUGACUGCACUACAUAUAGCAAGUGUGGAAGGCUUUUAUGGCAUAGCAAAUCUGCUUUUGAAAGCAGGUGCUGAUGUUAAUGCUACACGAAAGGAACAGGUAACACCGUUGCAAGAUGCAGUUAAAGAAGGCCAUUAUGAGAUAGUGAACUUACUACUUUGGUAUGGAGCUGAUCCCUUAUUAAAAAAUAACAUGGGAAGGUGUGCAUUAGAAGAAGCUUCUGACCCAUCUAUGAGGAAACUUCUUACAACUUAUAUAGAAAAAUCCAGGGGAUAUUCAGUAUCAGGAACACCCAAUAUACCGUUAGAAUCUACCAGAAAAGAAGUUGUAAUUGUACCUGCUACCUGUAAUUCAAGAACUGAGGGAAAGAAGAAAAUCAAGAGAAAUGAAAAAGGGGAAACUCAGCUGCAUAUUGCUGCUAAGAGAGGAGAUUUAUCCUUGGUGAAGACUCUAAUAUCAUCUGGAAUUUGUGUCAAUGAACAGGAUCAUGCGGGUUGGACAGCAAUUCAUGAAGCUUCCAAUGGGGGAUUUACUGAUGUCAUCUUAGAAUUACUGAAGGCAGGUGCUGAUGUCAACAGCAGAAGUCUGGAUGGUGUUUUACCAAUACACGAUGCUGUUUCUGGCAAUUAUUUGGAGGCAGUCAGGAUUCUACUUCAGCAUGGAGCGAAUCUCUUUGAGAGGAACAGAGAAGGGAAAAGUGCUGUGGAUCAAGCUUGUGAUGAAGAAAUGAAAGAACUUCUGAGGUCUUACGGUGCUGUGGACUCUGUACUUCCUGUUCCGGCUAUUGAAGAGAGGAGGUCACAACAUCAUUGCUUCGACGACUGUAAAAAUGAUGAUGCAGCUUCGGAGCCACAACAUGAGAAAUACAGUGUGGAGUCUAUUGCUGCCAUACAAGAUACAGAAAAGAAGCAGAAAGAACUGUUGCUAUAUGAACUGAGAACUUCCAAAGAUGCAGAUGUAUAUAUACAAAGGCUGUCUCAGAUACAAGAUGCUUUGAAUGAAAUGCUUGCAAACCAGAAAACAGAGAGGGAUGCCCUUGCUAAAAAAUACAGGACUUCAGUGGAAUCUUUCAAAAAAGGAGCACUGAGGAAACAAUUAGUUAACCUUGCUUCUAGGCAAAAGAGUCUGUUGACUCUUGCCCAAAACCAGGAAAAAUUAAUGCAGAAAAUACAAAAUUACAGGAAAAAAAAGGAAAUGUUUAGUUCAUCAUCUUCAGAGAAGCAAAGCUCAAACUUAGUUAUUUUCCAUGGAAAUGAUGUAAGACGAAGUUUAACUGCUGAUGAAAUGAUGUGUCCUAAUGUAGUUACAUUUAGUAUGGGCCUUGGUACCAGCAUGCCUUAUGGAAACAGUGUAGGAGCACAUACCUCUUUAGAAAAUAGAUUUUCAGCUCAGGAAUGCAGCCAGCAUCCACACAUCUGCUUGGAUGAGACAGCAGCAAAUAAAGAAACAAUUAGAAGCAAAGAGGCUUCUGAUCAUGCUUUGGCAUCUGAAAACAGCAUAAGAGAAUAUCACUUUGACAACAUGUCAAAGCUGACAGACACUGCAGAAGUGGUGACAUUGCCUUCAGAAUCUACUGUUUCCGCUGCUAAAACAAAGUGCUCACAGCAAAAAGACAUUGAUCGUGUAGCAUUUGCAGAACAAGGAAACAAGUCUUUAAAUCCCACUUCAGUGACCGACACAUUAAAUAUUGUAAAACCCCAAAGCACUGUUGUGAAUAAGAAUGCCUGUCAGCCAGCCAGUGACUGCCAGCAGGUUAUUACUCAUGGGAAUCUACAUAGAUAUGUAAACAAGAAAGAAGCUUCUCAGCAGCAGCAGCAGCAAGUAAAUUUUUUAGCACCUAUGAAGAACUUCCCUAAUACUUCGCAGCAAAUGGUCUUUUGGAGUAGUGAGAAUUCAUUUAAUACCAACUUGGUGCUUACAAAUCUUACCUCAAAUACAUAUUCUCUAGUAAAUGUCAGUGAGAAAUCUUCACAGAGCUGUAGUAACCAAAAGUGGGAACAAAAACAAGUGAGGUAUAGACGGAAAAGUAAGAGAAAGCUUCAGUUGAUAGAUCUACUUGAAUUGGGAAGGAUUAAGCCAGGAAAAAAUGUUUUAGAAUUCAAACUGCAGGAAUUUAGUCAUAAAGCUACAAUCUUAAAGAAUGGCAAGAUCAGAACCAGUAAAGGACAAAUUCUACAGAAUCCAGUUCAAUGGGUUAAAGACCUACUAGGAAGUGAUAUUUCUGUGACAUGGAAGUAUGUGUGGAAUAAGGUUACAUAUCUUGGGACAGAAUUGUCAAAAUUUAUUGUUGAUGAAGUGUCAGUUUCCAGUGAUCUGGAGUUACCAACACAGAAAGGAGAGCCUUUGGGCUCUUCUGUCCAGUUUAACUCAGUGGAAAGUCUGACUCAUUUUCUUCAAUUCUGUGAGAUAGUAACAGUAUGUAAAGAGGACUUUCUACCAUGCUCUGUAAUGGAAAAGCAUUGGAAUUUCUACAAAAGCUGUGAAGAUUUUGGAUUCUAAAGACUUCUUGAAUGCUAUCAUUUUUUUUCUUCAUCAUCACUUGGACGUAAAUACUUGGGCUUUUAGAACUAAGUGCUUUGUUACUGUCGUUUUGAUAAAUUAUUUGGCCAGCCCUUGGAAUGAAUGGAAAGAUUGAUUGAUUAAAUGAGUAACAGGGGAAUACUUAGUAGCAGGUAAGGUUAACUGUCAAUAUUUAGUUUUGUGCUGCAAAAUUAAGAAAUGGGAAAGUAGAUGAGGGCUGUUAUACAUUGGUACUUGUUGUGAAUUGCAUUCCAGGUUGAUAACUUUGUAUGGAAUUCAAGUUCUAAUUUAAGAUUUAUGCGUGAUGGGGCAGCACAGAACCUGACAUAUCAACACAAAUAGUUACUUCUCCACCUAAGUCUGGAACUGCUCUGGCUGAGCAUGUGCUGUCAGAAAUGGCAGCACAUGUUUGUGCAAUAAUAUAAACUGUUAGGUUAGGCAAAAAAUCAAGAUGGGCAGCUUUGAAAAUCACCAGCAGUUUUGCUUUGUGUGGCAUGGAUAUAACGUUUGAGAAGAGGGGCAGGUAUUGAGAAAGGUUAAAAGAGGAAUUUUGGCCACUGGAAGUGCCUAGGGAAACUCCAUUCAUGUUCCAGACAAGUCUUUCUGAUGGUCAGAAAACAUGCUGGUGUAUGGCAGGAAAUGCAGUUAGCCUGUUUGCAGAACACAAAUUUUUCUAUCGAAUAGCAUCUUAGAUAUGCAUCCCAACCUCUGCAAGGUUUCUAUUUGUUUUAAUUUCACAAUGUGUGAAUCUGUCUUA